Messenger RNA from Oryctolagus cuniculus (rabbit), 2118 nucleotides. It is a transcript of the gene FOS, whose product is annotated as Fos proto-oncogene, AP-1 transcription factor subunit. Lineage: Eukaryota; Metazoa; Chordata; Mammalia; Lagomorpha; Leporidae. Gene Ontology annotation, biological process: regulation of transcription by RNA polymerase II. Gene Ontology annotation, cellular component: nucleus. The record is from RefSeq and is a predicted model, not a curated record. Gene Ontology annotation, molecular function: RNA polymerase II cis-regulatory region sequence-specific DNA binding; DNA-binding transcription factor activity, RNA polymerase II-specific.
UGCGGCGCCUCGUACUCCAAGCGCCUCUGCAGCGAGCAGCCAAGAACCUGAGACAGAGCCGGCGGCCGCGGCAUAGCGAGCGAGCAGUGACCGCGCUCCGACCCAGCUCUGCCCCAGCCAGCGCUCCGCCGGCCUCGGUGCCCAGGCCCCUCGCCCAGCUUGCCCUCCCUGCGACCAUGAUGUUCUCGGGCUUCAACGCCGACUACGAGGCAGCGUCUUCCCGCUGCAGCAGCGCCUCGCCAGCCGGGGACAGCCUCUCCUACUACCACUCCCCAGCCGACUCCUUCUCCAGCAUGGGCUCCCCGGUCAAUGCGCAGGACUUCUGUUCGGAUCUGGCCGUCUCCACUGCCAACUUCAUCCCCACCGUGACUGCCAUCUCGACCAGCCCGGACCUGCAGUGGCUGGUGCAGCCCACCCUGGUCUCUUCCGUGGCUCCGUCGCAGACCAGAGCCCCCCACCCUUACGGAGUCCCCGCCCCCUCGGCUGGGGCUUACCCCCGGGCUGGAAACGUGAAGACCCUGACCGGAGGCAGAGCUCAGAGCAUCGGCCGAAGGGGCAAGGUGGAGCAGUUGUCACCCGAGGAAGAGGAGAAGAGGCGAAUCCGAAGGGAAAGGAAUAAGAUGGCUGCAGCCAAGUGCCGAAACCGGAGGCGGGAGCUCACCGAUACCCUGCAGGCGGAGACAGAUCAGCUAGAAGACGAGAAGUCUGCGCUGCAGACGGAGAUCGCCAACCUGCUCAAGGAGAAGGAGAAGCUGGAGUUCAUCCUGGCAGCCCACCGGCCCGCCUGCAAGAUCCCCGAUGACCUGGGCUUCCCCGAGGAGAUGUCCGUGGGAUCCCUGGAUCUGAGCGGGGGCCUGCCCGAGGCUGCCACCCCGGAGUCCGAGGAGCCUUUCAGUCUGCCCCUCCUCAACGACCCGGAGCCUAAGCCCGCAGUGGAGCCCGGCAAGAACCUGAGCGGCAUGGAGCUGAAGGCCGAGCCCUUCGAUGACUUCCUGUUCCCAGCGUCAUCCAGGCCCAGCGGCUCGGAGACGGCACGCUCUGUGCCGGACGUGGACCUGUCCGGUUCCUUCUAUGCCGCAGACUGGGAGCCCCUGCACAGUGGCGCCCUGGGGAUGGGGCCGAUGGCUGCGGAGCUGGAGCCCCUGUGCACCCCGGUGGUCACCUGUACCCCAAGCUGCACCACUUACACGUCUUCCUUCGUCUUCACCUACCCCGAGGCUGACUCCUUCCCCAGCUGCGCCGCGGCCCACCGCAAGGGCAGCAGCAGCAACGAGCCCUCCUCUGACUCGCUCAGCUCCCCGACACUGCUCGCCCUGUGAGCCGGCCGGGCUGGGGAGGCAGCCGGCGCGGCGCCCUGCCUCUGUCCGGAGUUGGUGCAUUACAGAAAGAACCACGUCUUCCCUCGAGGGUUCCGGUAGACUAGGGAGGACGCGAUCUGUGCGUGAAACACACCAGGCUGUGGGCCGCAAGGACUGGAACGCACCCGCGUGUGGACCCGAGUCCUUACCUCUUCCGGAGAUGUAGCAAAACGCAUGGAGUGUGUGUUGUUCCCAGUGGCACUUCUGAGAGCUGGUAGUUAGUAGCAUGUUGAGCCAGGCCUGGGUCUGUGUCUCUUUUCUCUUUCUCCUUAGUCUUCUCAUCGCAUUAACUAAUCUAUUGGGUUCAUUAUUGGAAUUAACCUGGUGCUGGAUAUUUUCAAAUUGUAUCUAGUGCAGCUGAUUUUAACAAUAACUACUGUGUUCCUGGCAAUAGUGUGUUCUGAUUAGAAAUGACCAAUAUUCAACUAAGAAAAGAUAAUGACUUUAUUUUCUAGUAGAUAGAAAUAAAUAGCUAUAUCCAUGUACUGUAGUUUUUCUUCGACAUCGAUGUUCAUUGUAACGUUACUGAUCAUGCAUUGUUGAGGUGGUCUGAAUGUUUUGACAUUAACAGUUUUCCAUGAAAACGUUUUAUUGUGUUUUUAAUUUAUUUAUUAAGAUGGAUUCUCAGAUAUUUAUAUUUUUAUUUUAUUUUUUUCUACCUUGAGGUCUUUUGACAUGUGGAAAGUGAAUCUGAAUGAAAAAUUUAAGCAUUGUUUGCUUAUUGUUCCAAGACACUGUCAAUAAAAGCAUUUAAGUUGAA